AUGGCACACGGCGACCUCCCUGACCGGAAUAUCCAGAAUGCGACCAUAUUGGCCAUCGUCGACCGCGAUUAUCGUCCCACUCUUCCCCCUAUCCAUCCGGAUACGUGGGAGAGGAUUGUGAAAGGCACGACCAGAGGCGAAGUGGACUUGAACGAGCGGCUCGAGUUCGUCGGAGAUGCGCUCUUAUACAUCUGCGUCGCACUCGAGUUGCGCAAGCUAUACCCCGAAAGUAUGCCACACUUCCUGACGGUUCUCAGGCAGGUCCUGGUGACGAACCUGAUACUCGCGUUGAUCGUGGAGAAGAUAGACCCCCGCACGGCUAAAUAUGGUUCUAUCCUCGAACCCGUUGUCCAAUAUAGCCAGGAGACCAGACGGGACCCUACUGGCCCAACCUUGCAACAGCGAGUGAGACUCUCCAUCGGCAAGGACGUUGUGAAAAGUCCUGCGGAUUGUAUGGAGAUGGCGAUCGGGGCACUCUACUACGAGCAAGGGUUCGAAUCAGUGCACCAGUGGUGUGCCCAGACGUAUGCUUUUCUCCUGCCACAUGCAGCCGGGGCUUACGGUCGAAACUCGUGGACGGCCCAGAGCAGACUUAUUGCGAAGCGAGAGGCGCCGGCACCAAGACUAACACCGCUUCGCGAGAAUCCAGAUGCCAAAAGAAUGAGAGCCGCGUUUGACAGUAUGGAUUCUCAGCCUCCGAGGAAGAAGAGAAAGGCCGCAGAGAUGGCUCAAUCGAUUAUCGAGAAGAAGGUUAGGGUUAGAAAUCGAGAAGGCAAGAAAAAGAAGAAUAAGAAGAAUAAGAACGUGAUAACAAGCUCUGCCUUCGCCGACGAGCAUUCUGAAAAGCCUCUCGACCAAUCUAUGCCAUCUGGCGGCACCUACCGGGACAUCAUAUUCAUUGAUCUAACCGGUGACGAUGACGAAGACGGCACAUAUGAGACAACACAUGCGGACUCCCAUAUCAUCAUUGAUCUAACUGGCGAUGAUGACGAUGAGAACGACGUCUCGUCCGACAUGGAUAUCUCUGUCUCUGGAGCCUCGGUGCAAUAUGUUUCGUCCGGCGAAGAGGAUGGCGAUCAUGGUUUGGCUCACUCCGGUACAAGCAUUAAUGGACCUUCACAUGAGAAGGAGAACGUAGAGAAAGAUAGCAUUCCUGAGGGCUCGGUGUGUAUUGACCCUCCUUCUGCCAUGUCACCCACAUCUGAGCGGCCGUGUCAGGGUACGAAGCUUCAGCCAGAUUGCCUCCCAAAACCUCAAAGCAUAGGCAAUGUAACUGCCAACUCAUCCCUGGGCUCUUCGUCUUCUGUUCGUUACUCUACUCGGCCAUAUCUUGGGACUGUCUAUAGCUCUAUGCGAGGGAAGACCGGUGGCAGGGGUGACGAGACUCUGGGUUUGGCUACGUCUGUGAUACCUCAGUCACGCGAAGGCACAAGCGAAUCUGAUCGCAAGGUGGUUUCUCAUGGUGUCUUUGGACAGAAAGGUGCAUCAGCGGACAACGGCUUCACCUUCACCUGUCCACCGCCAUCUCACGCCCACCAGACGCCGAAACCCCUGGUUCCUGUCGACCACACCACACCACAUUCCUCGCAGCGCAUCUUUCACGGGUUUCAUCACGUGCAAGGGCUCUCUCGUAACAGUGCCCAUCUGUCGGACACUUUGAUUAAGGCAUUUCGCUCUGGUAAUGCUCUUGAGCGGUCCACGACGCCUGCUGUCGCUCACGGCGACAACAACUCCCGCUCGUCCUUGGAGAAUGUUUCCCAUGGCUUCGACGUUCCCGGCAUGUCUAGAAUCAAUACUCCCACGUCUUCCACACCGACUUCGUCGUUUAUCUCCAAAGAUCCUAUGCGACCAUCUAGGGAGAGCAGCUCACUCUCCCACAACCACACUGUUGCUCGCUCGGAUGGCCCCUCGGCCAACAUGAUGGACAUCGACGCCAACGACGAUGGACUACACGGAACAUCACAGCCCCAAUCACCGAAUUCUACCCCGCGCUACUUCAGGUCCAACACUGAAUCAUUUUCGCGGGAGGACAGUGAAGCUGAUGAGGACGACGUAGAGCUUGCGGUUUUCAUGUCUUCAGGAUCUGACCAGGAUAUUCCUAUGUAG
Messenger RNA from Stereum hirsutum FP-91666 SS1, 2106 nucleotides. RefSeq lists its product as uncharacterized. The transcript has 4 exons. NCBI's taxonomy places the organism in Eukaryota, Fungi, Basidiomycota, Agaricomycetes, Russulales, Stereaceae. Gene Ontology annotation, biological process: RNA processing. The record is from RefSeq and is a predicted model, not a curated record. Gene Ontology annotation, molecular function: ribonuclease III activity. The coding region runs from base 1 to 2106 and encodes 701 amino acids.